Messenger RNA from Camellia sinensis, 1315 nucleotides. NCBI's taxonomy places the organism in Eukaryota, Viridiplantae, Streptophyta, Magnoliopsida, Ericales, Theaceae. The record is from RefSeq and is a predicted model, not a curated record.
AUGGCUCAGAUCAAGCCAAAACAGUUUGCACGGUUCAGAUCUGCAGAAGCUUCUCAUCUCUCUUCUUCACCAUCAGAGUGUUGUAUAUUUAGAAUACAUGAAGAACUUCGGGGAGUAAACGAGAAGGCUUAUGACCCAGACAUUGUUGCAAUAGGUCCUUAUCACCGUGGUAAAGAUCGCCUACAGAUGAUGGAGGAGCACAAGUUACGCUAUUUGCAAUUACUUCUUGAACGAAAAAAUGAGGCUGAUCUAGAAAGAUACGUCUUUGCUAUUAGAUCACUAGAACAAGAAGCACAACCAAUAAGCCUUAGUCCUGAUGAAAUGAUUGAAAUGUUGAUAUUGGAUGGUUGCUUUAUCAUUGAAUUGGUGUGGAACUUUGAGAUUGCAUGCCUUAGAGAUAGAAAUGAUCCUAUUUUUAAAAUGGACCGGAUUGAUAAUAGCUUGCAACGCGAUUUAAUGUUAUUUGAAAACCAACUGCCCUUCUCUAUACUCUGCGAGUUAUUUGACUUGAUCGAGAUUCCAAACAACCAUAACAGGCUCAUUCGUCUUGCCUUGUGUUUUUUCAGUGAUCUUUUACUAGAUCGAGGUCAUUCAGACCAUGUUCUUGGUAAUUCACACAAUAACCAUUUGCUCGGGACUGAGUCAUUCUUCAGAAACCUCAUUGCGUACGAGCAAUAUUGUCCUGAUAAUCGACUCAACUAUGUCACUGAUUAUGUGAAAUUUUUGGAUUGCCUCAUUGAGACUCCACAAGAUGUCGAAAUACUUCAUCGUCGUGGAAUCAUCAAUAACUGGAAAGGUGAUGAUGAAGUGGUUGCCAGGAUAUUUAAAAAGAUUAGCGAUGGUGUCACGGGGCCAGGGGAACAUUUCCAAUACCCUGAUGUGUUCAACAAGGUGAAUAGACAUUGCAGCACACGCAGGAAUCAAUGGAUGGCAAACUUAAAUCAGAACUAUUUGAAUAGCCCUUGGGCAUUUAUUUCAAUUCUGGCGGCCUUGCUAUUACUUCUACUCACUUUGACACAAACUAUAUUUACUGUUUUUCCUAUCAAACAUUAAUUAUGGUAGCAAAACAUAUAAACAGUCGCUUCUUCUUAUUGGAGAGUUUUCAACCCUUUCUCAUCCUCAUUACUGUUAGAAAGGACCAAAUCAACAACAUAUAAACAGUCUCUCCUUCUUACAAUGUGCAAUCUUAGGAAGGUUACGAUUUUUAUGGUGAAAGAUAUGAAUGUUUUUAGUGUGUUUUGUGUCACUUUGUGAUAAAAGUUACAAAUUAAAAGUUAACACGUUACAAAUAACAAAGUUAUGCUACCAAUUUACC